Messenger RNA from Bactrocera tryoni, 2595 nucleotides. RefSeq names its product activity-regulated cytoskeleton associated protein 2-like. The record is from RefSeq and is a predicted model, not a curated record. NCBI's taxonomy places the organism in Eukaryota, Metazoa, Arthropoda, Insecta, Diptera, Tephritidae. The transcript has a single exon. Bases 126 to 887 code for a protein of 253 amino acids.
CAAGCGCUUGGUUGCAUCAAGAUAUUCGCCAACAUACCUUGGCUUUGCCCUUGCCAUUCUGCCAUAUCUACCGCAUACCCCAAAUUAAAAUAGUGAAGAAUUUAAAGAAAUAAACAAAAUUUAGCAUGGAAAACAAUAACGGACAGACAGUCAUACAAAUAUCUGUCGAGCAAUUAAAUUCACUUAUCGAUGCAGCAAAAACCGUAUCCACCGCCGCCACCACCAAGGGCUCGUUAAGCAACUGCACGAGCCACUUCCGCGGACAACGCGACCACGAGGCCGUCGAAGAGUUCAUCACCGCAAUUCUGACCUACAAAGAGCUUCAGUCGAUCAGUGAUGAAGAUGCACUCAAAGGACUAUCACUGCUGUUGCACGGUAUAGCCUCCACAUGGUGGCAAGGUGUACGUAAAGAAGCGAAAACGUGGACCGAUGCUAUCGCACUGAUCCGCCAACACUUCUCACCCACCAAACCAGCCUACCAAAUAUACAUGGAAAUUUUUAUCAAAAAGCAAGACGAACGCACUCCCAUCGACACCUUUGUCUGUCAGAAGCGUGCGCUGCUUGCACAGCUACCGGAGGAUCGUCACGACGAGGAGACUGAAUUGGAUUUGGUUUACGGCUUAUUGAACAUCAAAUAUCGUCGGCAUAUACAACGUCUGGAUAUCAAGACAUUCCGGGAGUUAUUGGAGAAAUGUCGUAUCAUUGAACACAAUAACUUGGAGUACGACACCGUGCAACUGUUGCAUGCCACUAAACGAAGCAAACGCUGCAGCCACUGUAACUUCCGUGGACACACUUACGAUGAAUGCCGAAAACGCAAAAACGAAAACGACGGCAAAACCGGCGAAGUCAGAAGCAGUUCCAAUGAGGCCAACGAAAACCAAUAAGCAGCCCUUAGUCAAGCCGUAAGACCACACACCAAAGCAAUAUAUUGUGUAUAAGUAAUUAUCAAAUAAUUUGUAAACUAACACUUUCAACAUUCACCCCACAUCGACAUCGCACAAAGUGUUUUACAAUUCUCUCGAAUUGAAUUGAGCUAUUGCUUCGGAGGGCAAAGUAUUCAACGCAGCAGUUUGAUGCGCCGUUUACUUUGCCCGAAAAACUAUGCAAGAUUCAAUGGAGAGGGAUUUGGUUACAUUUUGAACCCAUCAUCAAGCAAAAGCGCUUAAACGCCGUACCUCCACGGCUCAAAUUGGCCGACGAGCGCCAGCAUUCAUCUACGAUAAUUACGAGCUUCUGGAGAACUGAAUUCGGAGAAUAGUAUCCAGAGGUUCAUUACAAAUGAGCCAUCGUGAGCAUCAGUAACAAUUCGUCAUUUGUCUCAGUUAGUAUUUUUUACUGUUCUUCCAUUCGGCAAACAAAAUUGCAACUUUAACUUCAUAUCGUUUUUUUGGCGUCAACUCAGCUGUGUGCCGAGCAACUACAAUCGUUGUUAGGGUCGCAGCAACUCGACAUGUAUCUGAGUUGACGCAGUUUUCUAUGACAAGGAAAGGUUGUGGUUUUGUGUGAUGUAAUCGAAAAAAGUAAGUAAAGAAUGCUCUUGAGAAUAGUGACACAUUUCAAUUGCUGCAUGCUCAUGCGACUCAAAUGUCGCUGCAUUCAGCAGUCGAGUCCUGUAUCUCUGAAGAUACCUGGGAAGUUUCGUUUUGGUAUCUUUUGGGUAGCAGGUGCUCACAACUGAGUGUGGCGAUCUCCAACGUUGCAUAUUGCUGUCUACAAUUUUACGCUCUUUUACCGUUACACGCAUACUGAUGAUAUUGCAGAGGGAUUGGCGUUUACAUGGCCUCUCUUGUAUAGAUACGUGUGUGACAAGGCCGUUUCAUAAAAGGUGGAAGCAGCAGCUGGAAAUGAAAACUAAUUUAUGAACUUUAGAGUCCGGAACAAGAAGCUUGUGCCACCUUGUAUGUAUUCGCCUUGGCAUGUGCAUCUCACAGCAGACGUACAUGCAUAAGUAGGGUAUACGUAAUAUAUUCGAGAGCUGCAACGGUGAUCGUCAAUACCGCUGUCAUAUUAUAUUAUGUGUUAAGGGUAUAGAGCGCAAUAGUUUGGACAGCAAUUUUAUAUGUGACACACUUAAUUAGGCACUUGCAGGUGCGCCUUCCUUCAGAUAAGUACAGCGAUGGCUAGGCUUUCGCCAUUCGUACAGACGUUGACACGCCAAACUGCCGCUCAGCAGACCUGCACUGCGUCAGGUGUGUGGCACGUCAACUGCCGCAAUCCUUUCCUUGGUCUCUUAUUCGUCACAAUAUUCACAUGUGCAUCUCCAGAAAUGUUGUGACUGCCAUGGACCCCAGCUUGUUUAGUUCCACAUGUACUAUUCCCACACUAUUCGAUGACACUACCUCAAAAGGUGCUAGCGGCGACUCUGGCCAAUUAGUACCGUCAGCGAAAGCGCGCCAAAUAAUACUCUGGAGCAUCUGGCCCACAUUUCCGCUGUAUGGGCUAAUGGUCAGAGAGGUAGUCGGCUUAGGGCGUUUUCAGCGUCUGAUCUUCAGUUAUCGAGUACUGUGGGAAUUCGCAUGCGGAACUUCAACAAGCGAAAGACACUGUAAAACCUAUUUCCUUCUAACUAACUAAUAAAACCAUACAAACAAA